Jatropha curcas is the source of this 2871-nucleotide messenger RNA. RefSeq lists its product as uncharacterized. Gene Ontology annotation, cellular component: nuclear pore. NCBI's taxonomy places the organism in Eukaryota, Viridiplantae, Streptophyta, Magnoliopsida, Malpighiales, Euphorbiaceae. The record is from RefSeq and is a predicted model, not a curated record.
CCACUCCACCCCACAGCACCGACCAUUUUCACAUGUCUUCUUAGGAAGAGAAAAGUCGCUCUCUAGAGAGAGAAAGGAAAUAAAUUUUAAAGAAGAAAGAGAAGUGAUAAUCCCGAAGAUUAGAUUGUCUUCUACUUAAGCAUUUUCAGAAAGCUUCAUUUCGGUGUUGGAAGCAGAGCUAAAAAAUGCUGCAACUCAAUUGAAUAGUUCAAUAAUUAACAGAGGAAAGGGGAAGAACAAGUCGGCUCUUUAUAACUGGCUUGUUCUUUUCAUUUUAUUGUAUUUGGAAAAGGCGAAGCAACUGAACUAUGAAGGAGACUGACAAGAGGAGAACUCCAAAUAAUAGCCAAUCAAAGCGCUCUGCUAAAACUGAAAGGAGAGACCGAAAACCAAACCAAUCAUUGAGUGGAAAGGAAACUGAACCUAGAAAUUUGCCCGCUAAACCAGACACCGGUGUUUUAGUAAGUGAUUCAAACACGGGCUCUGAGCCCACUGAAGUUUAUGAAAACAUGGUUAUACAUUAUGUGGAUGAUGUCAACAGGUUUGAGGAGGCACCUCAGGAUCCAAAAGCCAAUGCCACAGUUGAAAAAAUAAACAAGAAUGGGAUUUUAGAUGAUUGUGUAAGUGAUUUAAAUAAAGAGCCUAAGCAGGGAAAGGAAGAAGAAUCGGAUGCUGACACAAUAAAAGAUUCAGUAUCAUCACAGGGAGAUUCAUUGACAGCAGAUGAUGAGAAAGUAGAAAGUGUUCCAAGAGUACCUAGAAGUGUUAGCAAUAAGGAUUCCUCAGAAAGUUCUCGUGGAUCAAGAGUGAGAUUGGAUACUGGAGCUAGUAGAUCUACACCUAAAGCAGUGAAUAACACUCCUAAGAAACCUGCAAAAGCAAAGAAGGAACCACCAAGAGUUACUAGCAAAAGUUCUUUGGAUAAAAAUAAUAAAAAUAUGAAAGUUCCUGGUAAACCUUCAUCAGUGUCGUCUGAGGGAGCUGAUGAUAAACCUGUUGAAGAUGUAAAAGAUAUAGAAGCUUUGGAUGAGGCCUCAAAUGGUACUCAGAGUAUUGCAAGUGACAAUGAAACUGUUGAUGCUGAAGAAAAUGGCGGACAUGGGAACGAGAUAGCUUUAAAUCAAAGAAUUGAAGAAAUGGAAAUGAAAAUUGGGAAACUUGAAGAGGAGCUCAGAGAAGUUGCGGCUCUUGAAAUUUCACUGUAUUCCGUGGUGCCAGAGCAUGGGAGUUCAGCACACAAAGUGCAUACACCUGCACGACGCCUUUCUAGACUCUAUAUUCAUGCUUGUAAGUAUUGGACCCAAGACAAGCGAGCUACAAUUGCUAAAAACACAGUGUCAGGGCUUGUUUUGAUUGCCAAGUCCUGUGGUAAUGAUGUUCCGAGGUUAACCUUCUGGUUGUCCAACACCAUCGUGCUGAGGGAGAUCAUUUCUCAGGCAUUUGGCAGUUCACGCUACUCAAGUCCGCUUACAAGGUUCACCGGGUCCAAUGGGGAUAGCAAGAAAAGUGAAGGAAAGUCUAUGCCACUGAAAUGGAAGGGUAAUUAUGGUCAUAAACAAGUUGGUGGUUUUAUGGAGCUUGUGGAUGAUUGGCAGGAGACAGGAACCUACACAGCUGCAUUAGAAAAAGUAGAAUCAUGGAUAUUUUCUCGAAUAGUUGAGUCAGUAUGGUGGCAGGCUUUGACUCCACAUAUGCAAUCUCCAAGUGGGAGUUUGUCCUCCAAUAAAUCCUUUGGAAGGUUGUUGGGACCAGCCCUGGGCGAUCAGCAGCAAGGCAGCUUUUCUGUCAACCUUUGGAAGAAUGCUUUUCGAGAUGCCUCUCAACGACUUUGUCCUGUUAGAGCAGGAGGCCAUGAGUGUGGUUGCUUGCCUAUUAUUGCAAGAAUGGUUAUGGAACAGUGUGUUGCCAGAUUAGAUGUGGCAAUGUUCAAUGCUAUUCUGCGUGAGUCAGCCCAUGAGGUUCCUACAGACCCUGUAUCAGAUCCUAUUGUUGAUUCAAAGGUUCUACCUAUACCAGCUGGAGAUUUGAGCUUUGGUUCUGGUGCACAACUGAAAAAUUCUGUUGGUACUUGGUCCAGAUGGCUUAGUGAUAUGUUUGGCAUGGAUGUUGAUGAUUCCCUUAAAGACGAUCAGCACAGCAGCGACAAUGAUGAAAUGCGAGAUGGUGAACCCAAAGUCUUCCAUCUUUUGAAUGACUUAAGUGAUCUUCUCAUGCUUCCAAAAGACAUGCUCAUUGACAGAUCAAUAAGAAAGGAGGUAUGCCCUUCAAUCAGUCUCCCUUUAGUUAAGCGGAUCCUCUGCAACUUUACUCCAGAUGAGUUCUGUCCAGAUGCUGUCCCUGGAGAUGUAUUAGAGGCAUUGAAUGCUGAGACUAUUGUGGAGCGGAGAUUGUCAGGAGAGACUGCGAGAAACUUCCCUUAUACAGCUGCCCCAGUUAUGUACACAGCAGCUUCCUCUACUGAUGUUGCAGAAAAAGUAGCAGAGAUAGGAGCAAAAUCUCAUCUGUCAAGGAAUGUAUCUGUUGUACAGAGGAAAGGAUAUACCAGUGAUGAAGAAUUGGAAGAACUGGAUUCUCAUCUUACGUCUAUAAUCGAAAAGUUGCCUCCAUCGCCAAGUAUCAUGGCUAAUGGCAACAGAAAUGGAAAGCACACGGAACAUACCGGUCAUGUUGUCAAAAAUGUAAGGUAUGAACUCCUUCGGGAGGUGUGGUCUGCAGGAAUGUGAAGAGCGAUUGUGUUGUAUAUAAAAGUUUGUUUUACAUUAUUAAGUAUAUAUGAAAAAAAAAGAGAAUCAUAGGAAAAUAAGCAGAGUGAUAAAUGUUGAAUCAAGUGCAGGAAUUUUCACGAGCUGCUGAAAAGCCAUUAGCCUUUUU